Paramacrobiotus metropolitanus is the source of this 1244-nucleotide messenger RNA. RefSeq lists its product as uncharacterized. Bases 154 to 996 code for a protein of 280 amino acids. The record is from RefSeq and is a predicted model, not a curated record. The transcript has 2 exons. NCBI's taxonomy places the organism in Eukaryota, Metazoa, Tardigrada, Eutardigrada, Parachela, Macrobiotidae.
UUACAGUGCCUUCACUGCCAGUGCGCCAGUGCCAUUCUCGUCUUCGAAGAUUGCAAACGCAACUGAUUUCGAAGAACUGUUUGAAUGUUUUUGGUUAAUUAUUGUAAUUAGUUCAUGAAAAUUUCUUUGGUAAAGACAUAGUCUGCUGCGAUAAUGAGUUCGCGUAAUGCCAGCCGUAAUCAUGAUUCUACACAGAACAGCAGCAUAUCCAACGCGACCACGGUCUCCCGAUCUUUCACGGCGUCCACCCGGGACAAUGACAAGCAGCGCAGACAGAUCCUGGAGAAAGAAGCGGCCCUUAAAUCCGUCCUCACGUUUUUCAGCCAUCCCCAUAUCCUUGCUCCCAUUUACCAGCAUUCUCUUACCAGCCCACCCAAAGAAAUGCUCAGUGAAAUGAAGUACGAGCUCUUCGAGUACAUCUUCAGCGAACUGCGCAGCAAUCUCCAGCAUGCGCUGUUCCUGGAGAAAUCCUACAUGGAAUCUCUGGAGGAGCUGCUCAAAGACGCGGCGGAACCCAUAGCCAUGGGGGGCUUGUCGGAUGACGAGCUGCGGUUUAUUUAUCAGAGACUGUUAGAGCAUUUGGGUUGGUCUGGGGAGAUGUCAGCGCGGAUACGCUUGGUGGAUCAUAUCAAGCAGAUACUGCAGACAUGGGAGAAGGAGGAAGACGAAGAACAGAUCACGGAGUUUAAUGUGCUGAAAGCGCCGCAGAAUCUCGUGGAAGUGGUCAGGGAGAAGUUGGCGCAGUUGAAAAAAGAGAUCCCGAUGCGGACGGUUAAGGAAAGGGAGGCGUGGAGGGCCAUCCUGGAAAAGCGAGGUAUUCACGCGGAGUGUGCGGCUGAUGAGCCGCAGGAUAUUAACCCCGAAGAUCCGGAUUUGAGUCAGUCGGAGGAUCUGUCCACAGUGGCUAAUAUGACAACCCGUGAGUUUGACGAAAUGUCCCUGGACAGUGAUGGGGAAGUACCAGGCACCCAGAACGAAGAUAUCGUUAUUGACUGAGCUGACUUUCACGUCAAAUUAGUUCCUUUUUGUUUUGAGUUUUGACCCGAAUUCUUUGUGAUAAUUGGUUUUCCUUGGUUCUCAAGUUGUUGUUGCGUUAAGUGAAUGAUUGCCGCACUUUUUAUUCGUCGAUUUAUCCGGCACAGAUUAUUGUUGUGUUUUUCUGGGGAAAAAUUAUGUACCUAUUUGCGACAUUUGAUACUGUAAUGACAGGAUGGUAUGAAAAUACGCAGUAAGCGAAUCAAAAU